Molecule: messenger RNA, 2789 nt
Organism: Papilio polytes (common Mormon)
Lineage: Eukaryota; Metazoa; Arthropoda; Insecta; Lepidoptera; Papilionidae
Product: 23 kDa integral membrane protein-like
Exons: 5
Coding region: 410-1222 (270 amino acids)
Cellular component (GO): membrane
Source: RefSeq, a predicted model, not a curated record
GCGUUUAAAAUAGAUUUGUCAAAGUUAUAUAAAUAACACUCCCGCGCCUACGCCUUGUCGUAGAUAGUAAAAUCAUAUGGUGAUAUGGUUUGGUAAAAAAAUGAGGUUAGAUUGCAUGAUACUGUAUAUAACAAAGUUUAUCGCAACGAUAAACUGAUAAGUAACUCAACACAUCAAGCCGGAUUAAUCAUUUACAAGGAAUAACGAUUGUAUCGUCCACUUAAAAAAGAAAUUUUCAUACAAUUCGUUAAAGAUUAUGAUGAACGGAUAGAUGCCGGUUGUUUAAUUGUGCCCGCGCCGCCGCUGCAGUUACGCGGACGCAGCGAAACACAAACAAUUCCUGAGGUGGAACGACCUGCCUUUGUUUUGAGACGAGUUUCAAACUUUACUUGACAUGUGAAUACUGAAAAUGGCUCUGUCCUCGAAUUGUUGGAAAUAUCUUGUACUAACCUUCAAUGUUUUAUUCGCUAUGUCGGCAGUGGCGCUAUUUGGAGUUAGUGGAUUUCUCGUAUAUCGACUAUUUAUUUACCGGCACUUUAUCCCAGUAAAUGUGGAGUAUCCAGCAAUAUUACUAUUAAUGAUGGCGAUAAUUACAUGUUCUGUAGCAUGGAUUGGAUGGCGAUCUGCAAAAUCCAUGCAUCAGUUUCACGUCGUUAUGGCUGGCCUCCUGAUCGUUAUAGUGGUAGUCAUUGAGUUUUCAUGCUUCGUUUGGGCGAUGGUUGUAUGGGAUAACGUUGAAAUCGACAUAAGGAGUACAAUGACGAAAUACUUUAUGGAUACCAGCAAGUUUGAAGACCCUAAUUCUGUGGAUUCAUUACGAUGGGAUAAAUUACAUGUUCAGUUCGAGUGCUGCGGCAUCAGUGGUCCCGGCGAUUACUCGGCGACCAAACACGUGCCGUUCUCCUGCUGCGGCCAGGGUCCUUUGGACUCGCUGCACAAGCCCUACACCGCGGACUGCACUACGCUCUACCAGCGUGGCUGCGGGAAACAACUUCACCAGUAUACGAAAGACCAAUUACUGUUGGUCGCUAUGACCGCGCUGACGGCUUCCAUAUUACAGAGCACUGGUGUUUUCUGUACGUUUUUCCUUGCGCAUGCUAUUUUGGCGCGGCGUCGGGCGUCCAUAAGGCAUUCUGUUUCAAUGAGGGAAGCCACUUUCUCAGCACCGGAUGAUUCCUUAUUAGCUCCAACAGCACCCGCGCCGACUUUGCCUAAGUAUUAAACGUUAUAACGUUCUAGAACCCCGAACGGUUAAAUCACAACCGUCCGUAGGAUUUUGUCCUUACUUGCCAAAUGUUUUUAUACUUGUGUAUUUUAGUAUUUUAUAUUUAUAUUUAUUUACCUUAAUUAAACAAAUAAUAAUUGUAAGUAAAGUGCACAACAAAACUAUGUGGCGUUUAUGGUUGAUUGUGGUUUACAAGUAUUAUUGAAAAACAAACUUCUGUGCAUUACGUCUUUUGACGUCAUCACACUCGAGUCUCCUGUUAUUUUCCACUUAUAUGACGUAAACACAAAAAGGGUUCUCAACUUUUAAAAAUUAGACGGACACGGGCUUAAUUACGCUGGUAUAGUGAGCGGUUGACUGCAUUUUUGCAGAUAUGCUUGCAUCACAACACUUUCAUACACCAUUGGUAUUUUCUAUCAAUAAGUUCUUCAUAUUUACAUUAUUAAAGGUAACAGUUUCUGGCGCCGAGUUUCGUCAUCGGACGACACGACAGACUGCCAAGUAGCAUCUUCACCAUCUCGAUGGCUGGCAUUCUACAACCGUGCGGUUUUUUCGGAACUUUCUGCCUCGCACAGCCGCGUUGUGAAACGGUCUAUCCUCGGCGGUAUUUUCAAACCAAUACGAAGGGUCUUUCAAGAAGCGAGCCUACCAUUUCCUCAAAGAACGAUAACGCAUCUGUAGUUCCUCCGGUGUUGCGGAUGUCCAUGGGCGUCGUAGAUCAUCAUGUACCCGCCGCUCGUUUGCCCCCUUUUAUUAUAAAAAACCUAUGUAAUGCAUACAACCACAUAGGUUAUCUUUACAUCAUGUAAUAAGCAUAUACGUUAUCGACAAAUUGUACAGACGGAUGCUAAAGAAAGUGGAACGAGCUAAGAAACCUGUUAGUAAUUGUGCAACAACGCCUGAGGCAAUAACGUAACUUGUGAUAAGAGAUCCGAAGCUUUUACUCGCUGUGACCCAAAAACUGUCAUAAACAUUAAUGUGUGAUGUCAAUGUAGUGUGAUAAAAUUGUCUUGAUACGGUAAUAAUGUCAUGUAUUUUAGAAUUAAUACAAAAAAAAAUCCGUUUUAAAAGUAUCAAACUAUCAAUAAUGAACAAAUUAUUAAUGAUUCUGUUAUGCAAUAUCUAUGCAAGUAUCAAGAAUCAAAGGUAAUCUAUAAUCAAUCGCUGUCCGUAAAAAAAAUUAAGGGGCUGGCACUUAGCAACACUUCAUUUAAAACAAUACGUAUGUUUUUAUACCAGUUAUGCGACCACUUAAAAAAUUGUAAGCCAAGCUUUGUUCGAACUAGCCUAUACCUCGCUGUUAAAAUUGACAUAUAGAAGUGGUACAUUUUAUACGAAUACAUUUUAGUGUGUAUUGGACCUUAUAGUGUGAUGACGUCACGCUGUUUUCCAAUAGGAUUUUUUUGAUAAUAGUGGUUUUUGAUGGAUAAAAAUACAUACCUUUUUAAAUUUAAAAACGACUAAAGAUGUUUGGUGAACAUAAAAUUGCAAUUUUUCUCGAAUUAUCUGUGUUGAAUUAAAAACGACCUGGAUUUUUGCCUAAGUAUUUUAUUACAUAAUUAUU